AACCUAAGUGUAUGUAAACUUCCGACUUCAACUGUAUUCUAUGUUCUUCAGAGUGAUGUUUGUGCCGCUGGUAAACAAUACAAUGUGUUUGUUCCUUCACUAACCCUUUAUAUGCUUUAGUAUACACAAAGAAUGUAUAUUGUAAGGCUUUCUGUUGUCUCCAUGUUGUUGCAUCUGGCUGGUGUCAAAGUGAUUCCAGGAGGAGGAACAUAGAGAGAAGGUUACUACGGAGACGGAGAGAGAAACUGCUGUAGUUUGUGGAGUGUUUCUGUGUUCUUCAUCUUGGCAGCCUGUUGCAAUAAAAUGUCUCUUAACGAUACUUCACAGCAAGAUGAUGCUGCUCUGGCUAUUCCUUCCUCUCUGCUGCCUGCGGCGGUGGCGCCCCCUCCUGUUGAGACUGAGUCACAGCAGCCUGUGCUGCAGCUAGAGGGUAUGACCCCUGACCUGGAGGAGGAGGCUCCAGUUGCAGCUCCUCAGGCUGCAGACUCACUUCUUAGCAGCCCCAGUCCCGCCCCUACUGAGCUAGCCCCGCCCCCAACACCACCAUCACUCGAACCCCAACAACUGUCUCAAUCGCAGAUCGGCCCUGGUCCUGAACCCAAGAUGUACAAGAAGGAUCUGUACAGUCUGGAGGAACCAGUGAGAGUGAACCACGGCGGCAUGAAGUCAUCUCUGAGCUACACCCAGCAGCCCUACCAGGACAAACAGCCAUACCGCCAGUACGACCACCCGCCUUACGCCUUCUGUAGCGACAGGGGGGGCUACGCCGAACCAAAGCCUCCCCAGGGGAACUUUGACUCUCACCUGCACUACGACAACCGUGUGCCUCAAAACUACGAUGAUGGCCGGUGGCCCCCCUACGACCAGCAGACCUCUUCUCCCCAGCCCCCGGGGUACCAGCCUGCCCUGGUCCACCAGCAGGGUUACACCCCCAGGGGGACCACCCCCUAUGAGGACGGCCCCGUCAGGGACUACAGCCCCCCACAACCCCGCUACGAUGAGGCCCCGGCGGGGAUGCAGGGCUACGACGGCAAGCCUCGUCACGGUAAACCUCCAGGGCCAAUGCGGUAUGACGAACCGUCUCUCCCGCCCUCGGCUGGCCCUUACGACGCCUGCUCUCCCUACGAGCCCGAGCCCCCUCACGGCUACUGCCUCAGCUCUCCCCGCUCCCCGGAACCCCCCAAGCAGUAUUACGGAGACUCUGCUCCUGUCCUGAGGCCCUCCUAUAACCCGGUGCCUCCCAGCCGGGGCGGUGGCUACAACCGUGAACCUCUAAUGACCUCUGACCCGCCCCUUCCCCCUCACAAACCUGAGCCCUUGGCCUCCCCGGGAGAGAUGGGGGUAAACGCGGGGUCCAAACCYCUCCCUCCACCGCCCCGGGGGGAGGAGGAAAGGGACGACCCAGCCAUGAAGCCCCAGUCGGUGCUCAACAGGGUCAAGAUGUUUGAGAAUAAGAGGUCGGUGUCUGUGGACCGGGCCAAGGAGGCUGGCGACUCCACCGUGAUGAGGCCUGCGGACCUGCCCAGACCUAUGACUGCACCUGGUCCUUUCCCCAAAGCCAACUCCCUCAGCAACCUGGAGCAGGAGAAACCUACUUACAGAGCCCCAGAGCCCCAGAAUCCCCCUGGGUCUAAACCCCUGGAUGACGUGUCCCACUCCUCCAACCACUACGAUGCUGACGAGGAUGAGGAGUAUUACAGGAAGCAGCUGUCCUACUUUGACCGCCGCAGCUUCGACAGCAAGGCCAUGAACCCCACCCCCGGGGUCAACCGCUUCCCACCACAGACCCAGCUAGCUUACCCUUACAACAGUCACAACUCUCUCUCCCCCAGUGUUCUGGAUGAUGAUGAGGAGGAUGAAGGUCACACAGUGGUGGCCACAGCCCGGGGGAUCUUCAACUGUAACGGCGGGGUGCUGAGCUCCAUCGAGACGGGAGUCAGCAUCAUCAUCCCCCAGGGAGCCAUCCCAGACAGCAUAGAACAGGAGAUCUAUUUCAAGGUCUGCCGGGACAACAGCAUCCUGCCCCCCCUGGACAAGGAGAAAGGAGAGACCCUGCUGAGUCCUCUGGUGAUGUGUGGGCCUCACGGUCUUAAGUUCCUGAAGCCGGUGGAGCUGCGUCUACCUCACUGUGCGUCUAUGACCCCCGAUGGUUGGUCUUUUGCUCUAAAAUCCUCCGACUCCUCGUCGGGUGACUCCAAGACAUGGCAGAACAAGUCUCUCCCAGGAGACCCCAACUACCUGGUGGGAGCCAACUGUGUGUCUGUGCUCAUUGACCACUUCUGAACAUAGAGGGAGACAGCUGGCCUGUUACUGAAUGUGUUAGAUCAGGGGGCAGCCACAGACUGAAACAUUGCCCUCCUCUCCUGCUGCUGUGACCCCGUUGUCCCACUCCCAGGCAGUAGAGGGCAGCACUGCUUGACUUGAUGAAGCACGAACUUGAUUAGGUAGGAGGCCCAUUGAAAUGGGAGGAGUCUCAACGCAGCAUCCUAUCCCAGUGCUGUGCUCUCUCUCUCCCCCCCCCCCCUUUUUUUGGUGCUUUAACUAAAGGCUUGCAAAAAAUAAAAACUUUUAAAAACUAUAAUAUAUUAUAUUUAAAAAAAAUUGAGCUGUUGUUGGAAUGCAUGAACAGUGCCACAGACUGACUGAAGAAUGAUCUCAUUUUGAAAUUUUUAGCCAUUUUUUAAAAAACCAAGUCUGAGCAAAUUGCAAGAAAAAUAACAUUUUUGAAAAAAUUCUAGAUAAGGAGAAUUCUUGGGGGAAAAAAUAAUAAUAAUAUUGCAACGGAAAUUUUCCAAUUUAAUGUAUGCACUCACAAACAGAAAAGUCGAUAUAUGCAAAAAAAACUUUUUUGUCUGUGAGGUUGUCUGUGGUCAUGCGUUUCUCUCUUGAAGGAUAGCUAAGGACUUGCAGAUGAUCUCAUCUCAACAAGGGUUUUGAAGGAAGAUUGGAGAUUUAAGUACUGUAGGCGUCGUUUAUGAAGAUAUAAUACUGAAGACGAAAGGUAAAGUAUUGGCAUUGGAUGCCCCUGUUUGRUUGGUCAAACGGGCUUUCUCUCUCCAUGUUUAGAAGAAGUGAAUCUUUUGUAGUUAUGUUUUACCGUAGAUACAUGUACCUGACUCGAUUUGAGAAACUCCUGCAGCUGUCUACAUCUAUGCAUGUGCUAUGACUCAGGUCCAGAAGCCUGCUUACUACUAAGUUGAAACACAUUAAAAGUCCCAUCUUGCACUGCAAGCAGUGCUGCCUUAUCUGCAUAGUAACUGUUUUUUUUUUCAGUAUAAAGACUUACUUAAAAACAGAUUUUUUUAAGUUGUAGUGAUWGAUCAAUUAUGGAAGUUUWAAAAAAKAAAUAAAAUUAAAAGCAUUUCUCUGCAUUUUCAACCCAUUAUAUCAGUGAACUUGGAUUUAGCAUACAAUAAUAUGAGGCUGAUGAAACGGUAA
Molecule: messenger RNA, 3438 nt
Organism: Salvelinus sp. IW2-2015
Lineage: Eukaryota; Metazoa; Chordata; Actinopteri; Salmoniformes; Salmonidae
Source: RefSeq, a predicted model, not a curated record